CAUGAAUGAUGGAUAAAGGAAAUAGUUCUGCUGUAACUGAGUUUGUGCUCCUAGGACUGACAGAUAAUCCACAAAUGCAGCUGCCUCUUUUUGUGAUGUUUUUGUUCAUUUAUGCCAUCACUGUAAUAGGGAACCUUGGGAUGAUUGUUUUAAUUUGCACUCAGUCCCAGCUUCACAACCCCAUGUAUUUUUUUCUGGGAAACUUGUCCUUCCUUGACCUCUGCAACUCCUCAGUCAUUGUUCCCAAAAUGUUGGCUGGCAUUGCAGCUGAGAGUAAAAGGAUUUCAUACAAUACCUGUGCUCUUCAGCUAUAUUUGUUUAUCUUAUUUUCAGAUAUAGAGUGUAUUUUGCUAGGUCUAAUGGCUUAUGACCGAUAUGUGGCUAUAUGUAAUCCACUGCUCUACACAGUCAUUAUGUCCAGAAAAGUUUGCAAACAACUGAUGGCUGUAGUAUACAUUAUAGGAACAGUGGAUUCAAUUGCAUAUACCUACUGCACAUUUCGACUUUCAUUUUGCAGCUCUAACAUCAUCAAUCAUUUCUUCUGUGACAUUCCUCCCCUGCUAGAGCUCUCAUGUUCUGAUACCUAUUUGAGUGAGAUUGUGAUGUUUGUCUUUGUUGCCUAUGUUGAAGCAGGCAGCAUUGGAAUGAUUCUAGUUUCUUAUGCAUAUAUCUUGAGCACCAUUCUGAGAAUGCGCUCUGCUGAAAGCAGGCAUAAAGCCUUUUCCACUUGUGCCUCUCACCUGACAGCUGUAGGGAUAUUCCACGGGACAGUUCUCUUCAUGUAUCUUCGACCCAGUUCCAGCUAUUCAAUGGACCAAGACAAAUGGGCCUCAGUUUUUUAUACAAUAAUAAUCCCCAUGCUCAACCCUCUGAUCUACAGUCUCAGAAAUAAAGAUGUGAAACAUGCCCUGAUUAAAACUCUGGGAAACACAGGCUUUUUUGAAAGGAAAUGA
Molecule: messenger RNA, 953 nt
Organism: Heteronotia binoei (common prickly gecko)
Lineage: Eukaryota; Metazoa; Chordata; Lepidosauria; Squamata; Gekkonidae
Product: olfactory receptor 5AR1-like
Exons: 1
Coding region: 6-953 (315 amino acids)
Biological process (GO): sensory perception of smell; G protein-coupled receptor signaling pathway
Cellular component (GO): membrane
Molecular function (GO): G protein-coupled receptor activity; odorant binding; olfactory receptor activity
Source: RefSeq, a predicted model, not a curated record